AGCCCAAUCGAACGCUUUAUUAUAUUUUCACAAGUUUUCUCCGAAAAGAAGUAACUUAGUUCAUUCUAAAUGAUAAAGAAACCAUUCUAGUAUUGCCUUGCGAGUUCUACAAUUGUUGACUUGUAAAUUUGAAGUGUUAGUAGGAUAAACGUAAUAGUCGGAAUGAAGUACCCUACAUCGCCAACCCCUACGGCUAACCAUCACUAUCCAAACUAUCCGAGGAGUACGUCUCCGUUGCCGGCGCCUGCCAACUACCAGCCGACCGUGGCCAGCGCCGCGGUCAAACGCUACAAAUACUUGAGACGGCUGUUUAAAUUCAACCAAAUGGAUUUCGAAUUUGCAGCCUGGCAAAUGGUGUACUUGUUUAUUGCACCUCAGAAGGUCUUUAGGAACUUUAAUUAUAGAAAACAUACAAAGUCACAGUUUGCAAGAGAUGAUCCCGCGUUUUUAGUUCUGCUCAGCGUAUGGUUGUUUGCGUCAUCCGUGUGCUUCGCAUUGGCGAUGGGCCUGGGAUGGGGCAAGGUGUUGCUGUUCGUACUGUUUGUAGUGUUUGUCGACUUCAUCGGCGCGGGAAUCCUCGUCUCCACAUUGUUUUGGGUGGUUAGCAAUAAGUACCUGCGUCGUGAUGUGGACGGACCAGACGUGGAGUGGGGCUACGCGUUCGAUGUCCACAUCAACGCGUUCUUUCCGCCCCUCAGCCUGCUGCACUGCUUUCAAAUACUACUUUUCAACAAUUUGCUAGUCCAUGGAGGGUUUCUCUCGUGUCUGGUGUCGAAUACGUUCUGGCUGGCGUCUAUCGUUUAUUAUCUAUACAUCACAUUCCUUGGAUACAGCAAUCUGCCGACUCUUCACAACACGCGAAUAUUCCUGCUGCCGCUGCCGGUGCUAUUCAUCGCGUACCUCGGCUCGUUGCUGGCCGGCUGGAACUUGAGCCACAUGCUGAUGGAUUUCUACCAUCACAGAGUCCUAUAGCCCUAUAACUAUUAUAUAUAUAUAAUAAUAACUCGCCCCAUUGUCAUGUUAUUUUAAAGGUUUUAAUAAUAAAACUGCCUACAGUUAAACAAUUAUAGUGUUACGUUAAACAGAUACGCAUCUACGAGUAAGUGAAGCUAUGAUGUCCAUGAAAAAAUAUACACUAAAAAUUACGUAAUUAGGAAAAGCAAUUUUUAUAUGAAAAUCUUGACAUGAAGCGUAAUGUCAUGUCACAUUUCAUAGAAACAGCAUUUCGACACAAUAUGCUUAGGCAGUAACUUGUAUUAUUCAUAAUUGGAAUAU
Messenger RNA from Hyposmocoma kahamanoa, 1275 nucleotides. It is a transcript of the gene Unc50, whose product is annotated as protein unc-50 homolog. The record is from RefSeq and is a predicted model, not a curated record. Gene Ontology annotation, cellular component: Golgi membrane. The transcript is spliced from 6 exons. Bases 163 to 972 code for a protein of 269 amino acids. NCBI's taxonomy places the organism in Eukaryota, Metazoa, Arthropoda, Insecta, Lepidoptera, Cosmopterigidae.